GACUACAAAGUUGAGUAGUGUUGGCGUGUUGCCAACUUGAGCUAACAUGUCAGAGAUUUCUGGGAGGGAGGCGAUUAGGCGAGCUAGUGAGGUGAUCCCUUCAUCAUGCGAGCCUCAUCUUUAUUUAGUGAGCGAUCACUCAUUGGCGACUUUCUUAUUCGGCGAGCCACUUCUUCGUGCAGCAUGUAGUGCCCUCACCUGAUGAGCGACCUUAGUUGGGCGAGCGACAACACCUUAUUUUUUAGUGACUCAGUGCUUGGGACACUUUUUUGACAGUUUAAACCGCCACUAACACUUGUCCUGUCAUCUAUUUUUGUGUCGAUUUCGAUUGUCACCAACACAUUUUGUGGUUGUUUUUAUGCAUCAGUUGCAGUUUUAAAAUCGCCACAAAAUAAAUCGGUAAAUGAGGGUUUAAACUGUCAUUAAAAUUUGUAGGCAAUGAUAUCCAUAUUAUCACUGCACACAAAUCACCACCCACCUCCAUUUAUAUAGCAUCACUUCACUUCCUUUUCGGCUACACCAACAUUUCCCCUCUAGCUCAUACCAUGUGAUUCUUCAAUCUUCAUGGAACACAACACUAGUCACAGAUUCAAUGACCACAACUCAAGGUCUCUGUCUUCACAACGCAGCCUCGCAUCAAUCCCUUCCCUUAACUCCUCAUUCUCCAAUCUCCUCAACCCUUCCCAAACCUCCUCCUACAACUGCCUCACAACUCUCAAAGGCCAAUCAUCAUCAUCCUACACAUCUUCCCUCACCCUCACCGGCAAGUUCCUCUACACCGGUUCCUCCGACAGAGAAAUCAGAUCCUUCAACCGUGCCCAACUCGACCCUCAACAACAUUCACUCGUUCUUGCAGGAAAGGGUGCUGUAAAAUCAAUAGUAUUUCACUCCGACAAGCUCUUCACUGCUCACCAGGACCACAAAAUCCGCGUCUGGAAAAUCACCGACAACAACAACGAACAGAAACAGAGCAAACAACAAAAGCAAACACUUUUAGCCACGCUUCCAACGUUCAACGACCGUGUCUCGAAGAUGCUGAUACCCAAGAACCACGUUCAGGUACGGAGGCACAAAAAAUGCACCUGGGUUCACCAUGUUGACACCGUGUCUGCUAUGGCUAUAUCCAAGGACGGGACCUUGCUGUACUCUGUUUCAUGGGACAGAACAAUCAAGAUUUGGCGAACCAGAGACUUCACCUGCUUGGAAUCAGUUUCUAAUGCCCACGAUGAUGCUGUAAACGCGGUUGCAGUUUCAGAUGAUGGGCACGUUUACACUGGAUCAGCUGAUAAGAGGAUCAAGGUGUGGAAGAAAAAGGAAGGAGAAAAGAAACACAGUUUGUUGGACACCUUGGAGAAACACAACUCUGGGAUCAAUGCUCUGGCUCUAAGCAGUGAUGGCUCUGUGUUGUAUUCUGGUGCAUGUGACAGGUCGAUAUUGGUGUCGGAAAAGGGUGAAAAUGGUGAGUUGGUCGUGGUGGGUGCGCUUAGGGGGCACACGAGGUCUAUACUGUGUUUGGCUGUGGUUGAGAAUUUGAUUUGCAGCGGUUCUGAGGAUAAAACGAUAAGGAUUUGGAGAGGUGAAGGGAAUGAGUAUUGUUGUUUAGGUGUUUUGGAAGGGCAUAGGGGUCCGGUUAAGAGCCUAAGUGCAGUGGUUGAUCGUUGUGACUCGUCGGAAGCUUCUUAUCUUGUUUAUAGUGGCAGUUUGGACUGUGAUAUUAAGGUUUGGCAGAUUUUUGUUCCUGUUCUAUAAGCUCAUCAACUUUUUACUAUUAUUUCAGGGGAUUUGGUAGGAUGUUGGGCUUUUCUCCAUCUAUCUUCAACCUUCCUAUUUGGAUUCUUUUACCAACCUCGGAUUUAUAAAACUAAUUCGUUAAGUAAUCUGAGGAUUCUUCAUUCCUAUAUUGAAAGAAAGAUACAGUUUGUAUUAAGAAGUAACCUUCAUUACUAUACAAAUGUAUAUUCAUAUUGAAUUUGUGUCUA
Messenger RNA from Lotus japonicus, 1979 nucleotides. Its product is annotated as protein JINGUBANG-like. The coding region runs from base 565 to 1749 and encodes 394 amino acids. The record is from RefSeq and is a predicted model, not a curated record. The transcript has a single exon. NCBI's taxonomy places the organism in Eukaryota, Viridiplantae, Streptophyta, Magnoliopsida, Fabales, Fabaceae. Gene Ontology annotation, molecular function: protein binding.